GUUAAAAACAGAGUCACACAACAACACAAAUAUAUUCCAUGGCUAUAUUUGCCAAGUGUCUUAGCAAGACAGAUGUUGGGAAGAGACUGUCUGUUCCCAGCAAGUCUCUCAAGUAUUUCCCGUUAUCCGGCGAACAUCAUGCCGUUGACUUCAAGGUCAAAGAACAGAACGGUCGGGUCUGGACAUUCGGUGUUAACCCGCAAGAAAAAGCACCUGGAGCCGGUUCUUACCAAGGGAUGGCGUAAGUUUGUUUGCGCCAAAAAGCUUGCUCGUCAAAAAAAGCUUGAAAUUGGGGAUAAAGUAAAAAAAUUAAGUGAAAAAGUAUUUAAAAUUAUGUAAUAAGUAUUUGUUGGGAAAGAUUAAAAUAUUUUAAUUUUU
This is a messenger RNA of Rubroshorea leprosula, 378 nucleotides long. NCBI's taxonomy places the organism in Eukaryota, Viridiplantae, Streptophyta, Magnoliopsida, Malvales, Dipterocarpaceae. The record is from the annotation of a GenBank genome assembly.